Molecule: messenger RNA, 2842 nt
Organism: Numida meleagris (helmeted guineafowl)
Lineage: Eukaryota; Metazoa; Chordata; Aves; Galliformes; Numididae
Product: cytochrome P450 2J2-like
Exons: 9
Coding region: 111-1691 (526 amino acids)
Biological process (GO): xenobiotic metabolic process; arachidonate metabolic process
Cellular component (GO): intracellular membrane-bounded organelle; cytoplasm
Molecular function (GO): iron ion binding; heme binding; oxidoreductase activity, acting on paired donors, with incorporation or reduction of molecular oxygen, reduced flavin or flavoprotein as one donor, and incorporation of one atom of oxygen
Source: RefSeq, a predicted model, not a curated record
GCUAGCUGCAAGGGAUCGCAUAUUUCCAAGUUUUCUUCAGAUUUCAGCUUAGGAAAACUGUAGACUGAGAGGGAGGGAGGGACAGACAGACAGAUGGUCAAAGGAGGCAUAUGUUCUCCAAACAGAGUUGGACUUCAGUAGAAGCACUCACUCAUCUGCACAGCACUGUAUUUGCAGAGGAAGCCGUACGCAGAACAGCGAGCAGCAGAGAUUUCCAUAAGAUGCUGGGGAUUGUUGAGUUGCUUGUAGCCCUGGUAGCCUCCCUCCUGAUCGUGCAGCUGCUGAAGCUGCAGUGGAUGCGUAGCCAGCUCCCUCCAGGACCAGUUCCUCUCCCCAUCAUUGGGAACUUGUGGCUGCUGGACUUCAAACUUCGCCGAGAAACUCUCACUAAGUUAACCAGCGUCUAUGGAAACAUCUACACAGUGUGGAUGGGACAGACUCCCGUGGUUGUACUGAAUGGGUACAAAGCAGUAAAAGAUGGCAUUGUCACCCAUUCAGAGGAGACUUCUGGAAGACCUCUCACCCCGUUCUACAGGGACAUGAUGGGCGAAAAAGGCAUUUUUCUUACAAGCGGGCACACCUGGAAGCAACAGAGGCGCUUUGGGAUGACCAUUAUACGGAGCCUAGGAUUUGGGAAGAACAUCUUGGAGCAUCAAAUUCAAACAGAGGCCUCUCACCUCCUGGGUUUCUUUGCGAACACAAAAGGGAAGCCGUUCGACCCCCGCACUUCCAUCGUCCAUGCCAUCGCCAAUAUAAUUUCUGCUGUUGUUUUCGGCCAUCGUUUCUCCAGCGAGGACGAAUCUUUCAGCAAGCUUAUCAAAGCUGUUUAUUUUGUGAUCUAUUUUCAAGCUACUAUCUGGGGCAGGAUGUAUGAUGCUUUCCCAUGGCUCAUGCACCGCUUCCCAGGACCGCAUCAGGAAGUGUUCGCAUACAACGACUUCAUGCACAAUUUAGUUAUGAAUGAGGUCCAGGCGCAUGAGAGAGAGAAGGCAGGCGAUCCACAGGACCUCAUUGACUUCUACCUAGCCCAAAUAGCAAAAACCAAAGAUGACCCCACCUCUACGUUUAAUAAAGACAACAUGGUUCAGACAGUGGUCGAUCUCUUGCUGGGAGGGACUGAAACAACAAGCACCACGCUCCUCUGGGCACUGCUCUACAUGGUACAAUACCCAGAAAUACAAGAAAGAGUUCAAAGAGAGAUAGAGGCUGUUCUGGAACCUUCCCACAUCAUCAGCUAUGAAGACCGCAAAAAACUGCCCUACACAAAUGCCGUGAUUCACGAGACCUUGCGGUACAGCAACAUCACUUCUGUGGGGGUCCCUCGACUGUGUGUGAGGAAUACGACUUUGCUGGGCUUUCACAUUAAAAAGGGCACACUUGUGUUGCCAAAUCUGCACUCUGUCGUGUUCGACGCUGACCACUGGGCAACCCCUUGGAAGUUCAACCCAAACCACUUCCUCGAUUUGGACGGCAACUUUGUGAACAAGGAGGCCUUCCUACCGUUCUCAGCAGGGCACCGUGUCUGUUUGGGGGAACAGAUGGCACGAGUCGAACUGUUCAUCUUCUUCACUAAUCUGCUUCGGGCAUUCACAUUCCAGCUCCCUGAAGGAGUCAAGCAAAUCAACCUGGAGUAUGUUUUGGGAGCAAUACUGCAGCCGCAUCCAUAUGAAAUCUGUGCUGUUCCACGUUAGCCUGCAACACGCCACAAAGCAGGGGGACUUUGACCCAUCAGUUACUGCAGAACAAAUAUCACUAUCUGAUCUGUAUUGAAACUCAUGUAGCUCAGCAUAGCAAAUUAACAUAGAAGUAUUUUUAUUUAGGAGGUCUGACCUCAUGCAGAUGAGCUUUCUGAAACUAGAAAAUUGCACUUACCGGAGCUCACGUAACCACGCCUUAGGUAUAUACAAGUACUCAGAAGCAUUACCAAAUAAGGUAUUUACCCACUCACAGUCACAAUUCAUCAGGUGUAGCAUUUUAGAGAAGCAAUCUGUACCAAGAGCUUCCUGCACACGUGCUCAGUAAUGUAUCACGUGUGAAAUGGCGCAACUGCUCCAACACAGCAAGGAUGCCUGAAAACACUUCUUGCUCACCUGCUCCAGCACAGUCACUACUCCUCCCUGAUCACGGGUCAUUUCUUGCUUCUUCCUGCAGGUUCCAGGGUGUACAGCCCCAGUUUUGACUCCUCUUCCUUUCCCGCUCCCUGGAAGCACGUUAUGUAGCAGUUUAAGCUUCACAUAUGCAUCAAUGUUGGCAGAAUAUGGUCUCCUAUAAUCACAUUCAAUUUAGAAAUACUCUCACCUUUUUUCUUUCAUACUUCCGUAUCUGUUUUCUAUUUUAUCACCUCUUGGAUCUGGGUGUUUUCAUGAACUUUCCUUCUUUCUGCCUAAAAUCACCAUUACAACAUCCAAUAAUUUGCUAUUUGAAGACAAAUAACAAGAGAAGAAGAUACCAGUAUUUGUCAAAGCAAGCACAGUAGAGCUCUAUUACCUACAGCCUUCUCUUUUGCUGUCCCAUACUUCCACAACAAAUGUGGAAAGUUUGGACCACUUAAAAUCCAACUGUGAUCAUCCUAAAUGCUUUCGGUUUUCCAAGUUCAGCAGGGACAAACAUAAGUUGUGCUAGGAUGUACUUAAAAGCAAAAGUGGAAAGUUACUUAUUUCUCAGACAUAAAACUAAAGGAAGAUUUUCUUCUCCUAAUUUAAUUUCCAAUUACCACCAUCCACUUGGUGAAAAUCCCAGGGCUGUAACAUGCUGGAAAGUUUGCUGUUGCAGAACAAAUAAAGACUUGACAUCCAUAGACAGUUUUCACCUUUUUAAUAAAAGACAUUUUAAAACUUUUAAA